Molecule: messenger RNA, 738 nt
Organism: Aureobasidium vineae
Lineage: Eukaryota; Fungi; Ascomycota; Dothideomycetes; Dothideales; Saccotheciaceae
Source: the annotation of a GenBank genome assembly
AUGUCGACAGCGUUCGCAAUCAUCGCAGGCGUAGGCCCAGGAACCGGCGCCUCUCUAGCCAGAAAGUUCGCUCUUUCGUACCCAGUCGCCCUCCUCGCCCGCAACCCCGACAACUACACCUCUCUCGUCGACGAAAUCAACAAGUCAGGCGGCAAAGCCAUCGGCAUAUCCACCGAUGUAUCCUCCUCCUCAUCAAUCACCUCCGCAAUCUCUGAAAUCAAAGAAAAAUACGGCGACAAGUGUGCUGCAGCAGUCUUCAAUGCCAGUGGUCCUUUUGCCAGAAAAAGCAUUCUGGAACUGACGGAAAAGGAGUUUACGGGUGGUUAUGAGGUUUCUUGUAAAGGCGCGUUUUUGUUUUCGCAGCAGACGCUGCCGUUGCUGGUUGAGCAUACCAAUGACGCUGGGGCAAAGUAUCCGGGUACUUUGAUCUUUACUGGCGCUACUGCGAGUGUAAAGUCGAAUGCUUUGAUGAGUGCUUUCAGUACUGGCAAGUAUGCGAUGAGAGCGCUGUCUCAGAGCAUUGCGAGGGAGUUUGCGCCCAAGGGUGUUCAUGUCGCUCAUGCUAUCAUCGAUGGUGUGAUUGACAUCCCGAGGACGAAGGAGUGGCUGAAGGAUAUGCCGCCAGAGGCAAAGAUUGAGGCUGAUGCUAUUGCAGAGGCGUAUUGGAAUUUGCAUACGCAGAGCAAGAGGGCAUUCACUAACGAGAUUGACAUCAGACCCAUGUUGGAGAAGUGGUAG